CGGCACGGACGGCCACCAGCGCCCCUCCCCGAGCACCGGCCUCCAACAAAAAGAAAAAAAACACCAGCCGGCGCGUGCACGCAGACGGUCCAGACGCCAGGCAGACGCGGAUGGGCAGCCUCGCCGGCGGGGUCGGGGCCAGGCGGCCGCGGUUCCUGUGCCUGCACGGCUUCCGGACCAGCGGCGAGAUCAUGCGGAAGCAGGUGGUGGGCAAGUGGCCCGCCGAGGUCACGGCAAGCCUCGACCUCGUCUUCGCCGACGCGCCCUUCCCCGCCGAGGGCAAGUCCGACGUCGACGGCAUCUUCGACCCGCCCUACUACGAGUGGUUCCAGUUCGACAAGGGAUUCACGGAGUACAGGAAUUUCGACAAAUGCCUGGCUUACAUCGAGGAGCUGAUGAUUAAAGAAGGGCCCUUUGAUGGGCUGAUGGGUUUCUCCCAGGGUUCGAUUCUAUCUGGCGCACUUCCGGGGCUCCAAGAACAAGGAUUGGCCUUGACUAGAGUUCCUAAGAUCAAAUAUCUCAUAAUCAUAGGCGGGGCCAAGUUCCGCUCACCCGCAAUAGCCGAUAAGGCGUACGCCAACAUGAUCAAAAUCCCCUCGCUUCACUUCCUCGGCGACAAUGACUUUCUUAAACCCCAUGGUGAGCAGCUCAUAGAGUCAUUUGUGGAUCCAUUCAUUAUACGGCACCCAAAGGGCCACACAGUCCCAAGGCUUGUUGAUGAGACGAGUUUGGAAGUCAUGUCCCGUUUCCUUGACAAGAUGGAAAAGGAGAUAUCUGAACUUCCAUCCGUCAAGGCCGAGGCCGAAGCAGCCGCUGAUGUUGACGAAAAAGAAGUGUGCAUCUGAUAGCACCUCAAGGAUUAGUGCCUGAAUACACAUCAAAUACGCAUAUAGGCAAAUCAUACAGCUGUGACCUCCUUAGUUUUGUGUUGUUGCAAGUGUGUGUGAUUAUUAUUCAAUAAUGAUAGCUAUCGUCUAGCUCUUUGCCACUACUCCUUCACAUCCUAUGGACCUAGUAUAUUUUCUCGUGUUGAUACUGUAUCUCUAUAGUACAACAAAUAACACGAGGAAAAAAAACGGAAGUACAAGAUCCGUGUAAAAUACAUGUAGAAUUUGUUAAGCUAAGGAAGAGAGAACAUUGUGUGACCAA
This is a messenger RNA of Aegilops tauschii subsp. strangulata, 1149 nucleotides long. RefSeq lists its product as uncharacterized. Lineage: Eukaryota; Viridiplantae; Streptophyta; Magnoliopsida; Poales; Poaceae. The record is from RefSeq and is a predicted model, not a curated record.